GUUGUUUCCAAAGGACAGAGAAGAGGGAAAAGCAACAGUAUUCAUAGGGAGCCCAGAGAAGACCGACCUGCACGAUUCUUUUUGGAAAGAAAACGCCGAGGACCAUCUAUUAUACUAAUAUAUUCUACUAUUAGAUAGAUCUGUAUUACAUACGACCGCAAGGAUACUCUGUUCCUGGGUUCUAUCGUCGCUGACUGAAGAGAGCGCGCAGAGGCUGCGGCUGGACAGAGGCGCGGUGGAAGCGCGGAGCGCGAGCCGCUGUGGGGCUGAUGUGCGCGGCCUGUCCCUCAGCAGCGGCCCGCUAUGGCGGAGACCAAGAUCAUCUAUCACCUCGACGAGCAGGAGACUCCCUACCUCAUCAAACUACCCAUUCCCGCUGAAAACGUAACGCUCGCCGACUUCAAAAAUGUCCUCAAUAAACCCAACUACAAAUUUUUCUUCAAAUCCAUGGACGAUGAUUUCGGGGUGGUGAAGGAGGAGAUAUCUGAUGACAAUGCCAAACUACCGUGUUUCAACGGACGUGUUGUGUCAUGGCUGGUGUCUGCAGACGGCUCUCAUGGCUCUGACGGCGGUUCAGUGUGUGCAGACUCUCAGGCCGAUCUGCCGCCCCCGCCGGAGAGGACAGGAGGCAUCGGAGACUCCAGACCCCCUUCCUUCCAUGCGAAUGCCGUGGGAAGUCAGGAUAACCUGGGCAAUGAUACCGAGCCUGAGGUGGGUCCAUCGCUGAGAAGAGACCGAGAGCGAGAGAGAGUCAGAGACAGAGACCGAGAGAGGGAGAGAGAGAGGCCUCGUAGGAAAGAUACACAUGACCAUGGAGGCCGGUUGAACGGUCACUCGCGGCCGGAGCGCAGGCCGGAGAUCGCCGGCUAUGAGAGCUCGUCCACACUGAUGAGCAGUGAGCUGGACACCACCAGCUUCUUCGACUCAGAGGAGGAGGACUCUACUAGCAGGUUCAGCAGCUCUACGGAGCAGAGCACAUCGUCACGUCUCAUGAGACGCCAUCGCCACCGCAGACAGAAACCCAAAGCACCCAGAAUGGAGAGGUCCUCGUCGUUCAGCAGCAUAACUGACUCCACCAUGUCUCUGAACAUCAUAACUGUCACAUUAAACAUGGAGAAGUAUAAUUUUCUGGGCAUCAGUAUAGUCGGGCAAAGUAAUGAGAGGGGCGAUGGAGGAAUCUACAUCGGCUCCAUCAUGAAGGGCGGUGCGGUGGCUGCUGACGGACGCAUUGAGCCUGGUGACAUGCUUCUGCAGGUGAAUGAUAUCAACUUUGAGAACAUGAGUAAUGAUGAUGCAGUGAGGGUGCUACGAGAGAUUGUCCAUAAACCUGGACCCAUCACACUGACUGUGGCCAAAUGUUGGGAUCCAAACCCUCGUAGCUGUUUCGCCCUCCCACGAAGUGAGCCGAUCCGUCCCAUAGACCCUGCUGCCUGGGUGUCUCACACUGCCGCUAUGACGGGGGCGUACCCAGUGUACGGUAUGAGCCCUUCCAUGAGCACAAUCACCUCCACCAGCUCCUCCAUCACAAGCUCCAUUCCAGAGACUGAGCGGUUCGAGGAUUUCCAUCUGUCCAUCCAUAGCGACAUGGCAGCAGUAGCCAAAGCAAUGGCAUCUCCAGAGUCAGGCCUGGAGGUGCGGGACAGAAUGUGGCUAAAGAUCACCAUCCCCAAUGCCUUCAUAGGUUCAGAUGUGGUGGAUUGGAUCUAUCAUCACGUCGAGGGCUUUACUGAUAGACGGGAGGCACGCAAAUACACCAGCAACCUGCUAAAAGCUGGCUACAUACGGCACACUGUCAACAAGAUCACCUUCUCUGAACAGUGCUAUUACAUCUUUGGUGACUUGUGUGGCAAUAUGGCCAGUCUCACCUUGCAUGACCAUGAUGGUUCUAGUGGGGCAUCUGACCAGGACACUCUGGCUCCGUUGCCUCACCCUGGUGUAGCUCCCUGGCCGCUCACGUUCCCUUAUCAGUACCCGAUCCCUCACCCGUACAAUCCCCACCCUGUGCACGACCCCAGCUACAGCUUCACUGCAGGGGGCGGCAGCGCUGGUAGCCCACACAGCGAAGGCAGUCGAAGCAGUGGCUCGAAUCGAAGCGGCAGUAAAAACGACGCAAACGCAGCAGCUGGAACGCAAGAGUCUGGAGGCCGAUCCGGCAGCGGCAGCGAGUCCGAGAAAAGAGAGAAGGCUCCCAGCGAGCGCUCUGCGGUGCCCCCUAGCGAACACAGCGUGCGUAGCUCACACACCAUCCGGAGCGUCCAGAGCCUGGUGUGUGGAGCGCCCGGCCUCCCUCCACAGCCACAGACACAGCCACUCGUUACAGCAGCGCCGGGCUCUCCUCCAGACCGAGACCUGGCCUCAGUGCCGCCCGAACUCACAGCCUCGCGCCAGUCUUUCCGCAUGGCCAUGGGGAACCCCAGUGAGUUCUUUGUCGACGUCAUGUGAUGUUCUUCAGGUGACCCAGAGGGUCGACUCACAUGCUCAAGGCACUGUGAAAUCAAGAAAAAAAGAUGAGGAGGAAGACAAGAAAGAGAUGCAUUGACAUUUUAGUGGCUGAGUGUCCCUCCUGUGUCCUGUGGCUUGCACUUUCUUCAGUGAAGAAGACUGGAACAGAUCACGUAUCCCAUCAUGCCCUUUAAGGAGACUCUGUGCGAUGCAGUGAUGAAGGUGAAUGCUUGCUGGUUUUGGUGUACUUUUUAUGUAUUUUACCUGCAUUUUUUAAUAUUUUGUCCUCUGACUGGUUUAUUAACCUCAAGAUAUGUUUUUCAAUCAAAGAUGAACUAAAUUAAGCAGGAGAGAAAAGCAUGAUAUGAGAAGAAAGUGAGGAUAUCUUUUACUUCUAAAUCACCUUUUGCUUUUUAAGGAUGAACAAAUCAUUUUUAAUGAUUUUUAAAAAAGACAAACGCUAUCAAAAGAUAGAAUCUUCGGCAAUUAUUUUAUAUUUAUGGCUUUAAUUUUCUGCUAAGAAUGGUGGAGAGUGAGAGAGAAAAAAAGAGAGUUUUUAAGUUCACAGACAGCACUUUUUAUUAAAGUCUGCCUUACUCUUGGGGUUAAAAUGAACUUAUUAAACAUGAUGCAUGAUGUUUUUUCAUCUGUUUUAUUGUUUUAAUAACCUGAACUGAUGAAUUGUGCACAAGAAGACCAGGGACAUUUAUUAAGUAAAUCAAGUCAAUUAUGGUUUGAUGUUGAUUUAAAGAACUUAACUGGGAGAUAUUCAGUCCUGUAAUGUUAUUCUUUGUAACAGUGCACCUGUAUUACAUGUACUGAACCUGCAACAGUGAUGUUUCAAUGUUAUCAGCACUCCUAAAGCAACCUAAAGAUGCACUAUUAUUAUUAUUAUAUGAUGGAGAGCAGCUCUCUUCACUCUCUCACUCUUCCUCAAACAACACAGUACUUAAUAUGUUAAUGUCUGUCAUCAUUAACCAUCAGCACUCUGCUUCAUUGUUUCUCUGAACACCUUCCAUUUUUUUUUCUCAGAUGCAUUUAUCACAUUUUUAAUUAUUGGAAACAGAUAGUAUUGAAUGGUUCAAUUUAAUACUCGCUGUACACUGUUUUACGACAAAACAAAACAAAUUGUUUUAUUUAUAAAUAUAGUUUAUUGCCUAAACACGGAGUGUGCAUCUUUUCUAGUUUUUGUGUGAAAAGAAAAUCACUUUUAUUCUUCUGCAGUCAUGAAGACAUAACAUAAUGAAGUCCAUUUUUUACAUAAUUCCUUAAAAGGUACAACCAAAGAAUGUGUUUU
This is a messenger RNA of Sinocyclocheilus anshuiensis, 3739 nucleotides long. RefSeq names its product segment polarity protein dishevelled homolog DVL-3-like. Gene Ontology annotation, biological process: intracellular signal transduction; canonical Wnt signaling pathway. The transcript has 15 exons. Lineage: Eukaryota; Metazoa; Chordata; Actinopteri; Cypriniformes; Cyprinidae. Bases 304 to 2442 code for a protein of 712 amino acids. Gene Ontology annotation, molecular function: frizzled binding. Gene Ontology annotation, cellular component: cytosol. The record is from RefSeq and is a predicted model, not a curated record.